GCAAUCGAAGCGGCCUAUAUUUCCUUCGAAAAAACCAACAAUUUUCAAGCAACAACUUUCCACCCUCAUACCCGACCAAUCGGAUACCAAAAAGGUCUAUUUUCAAAGCCACCCACGACCCGUCAAACGCGAGACCAAUCCCAUUCGGUUAUCCGGCCACAUUUCGCUCGAAAUGCUAACGAGACAUCUUUUAAAAUCAACACCCGACGAACGUCCGAGUUAAUUACACCACCGACAGUCGAAUUAAACGCAUCUCCACUUUAAUUGACAAGUUUUCCGCGAGAAGAUUAUAAAGAUGAAAGAUUCGAAAUAAAUUUUAACAAAUUUUUUCGAAAAAAUUCAAAUUUUUUUAAUUUUUAUCGAUGAUUCAAAAUGCAAAUUCCGAAGAAUCCGUACGAAGAGAAUCCUUACAUUUCGAAUUACUGGACGCCUUAUUGGGAUUACCGGGAAACAGUGCACGAUUAUUAUUAUUAUUAUUCUAACGAUGGGAGUUCAUUUGGAUCUGGCGAAAUUAAUGGUACUUCGUAUUCGGAAGGCUCUAAGGAUUUAAUGGAAGACAAGGACAACAGCUCGAUCAAGCAGAGGAAAGAACGAACGGCCUUUUCGAAAAAUCAAAUAAGAGAUUUGGAAAAUGAAUUCGCCCACUCGAAUUAUUUGACGAGAUUGAGGAGGUACGAAAUCGCGGUGGCUUUGGAUUUGACCGAAAGACAAGUAAAAGUUUGGUUCCAAAACAGACGGAUGAAAUGGAAAAGAAACAAAAAUCAUCGCAACAAUUCCAAAGCCAACUAAGCAUCCAUCUCAUCCAAAAAAAAUCUCAUAAAACCAAACCAAAGUAAUGUAAAUGUAACAAAAUAAACUUGUAAAUUAUUUUAUAUUUUUUAUUUUUAUACACCUAUAGUAUUAUUUUUUUACGGAUUUCCUUUUGGGUUUCCCGGCAACUUUCACCAACGAAUUUCACCCCCUUUUUCUUGAUCAACUCCCUCGCCACUUUUCUCACAGUUUCCCUAUCCAACAAGCCAGUUUUCUCCACUUUCCCAAUCGAUUUUCUCGAUUUUUUCACAUCCGGAGAAGACUUCUUCGAUCUCC
Molecule: messenger RNA, 1086 nt
Organism: Phyllotreta striolata
Lineage: Eukaryota; Metazoa; Arthropoda; Insecta; Coleoptera; Chrysomelidae
Source: the annotation of a GenBank genome assembly